This is a messenger RNA of Vigna angularis (adzuki bean), 1313 nucleotides long. RefSeq names its product shikimate kinase 1, chloroplastic. The coding region runs from base 168 to 1016 and encodes 282 amino acids. The record is from RefSeq and is a predicted model, not a curated record. NCBI's taxonomy places the organism in Eukaryota, Viridiplantae, Streptophyta, Magnoliopsida, Fabales, Fabaceae. Gene Ontology annotation, molecular function: shikimate kinase activity. Gene Ontology annotation, cellular component: chloroplast. The transcript is spliced from 10 exons.
UUUGAUCCACUUUGAAUCAUGGAGACAUGAAUUUUAAAGUUUGAGUGUGCCAUAGUUGCCAAUACAAAAAGUGGCUCUUCAUUAUUCGAGUCGGCCGACACCAUUUUUUUACUGUACAAUCACUGUCUAGUUUACUCCUGAAUUCCACAGUUUCACGCUGAAGCGCCAUGGAAGCUAAAGCGGUUCAAGCCUUUCAGUUUUCAACAAUGACGCGUUCCACGAAGCCUGAGAGAACAGGGCCAAAUGACUCUCUCAGAAUGUUUGGUGGAUUUAAGAAACAGCUUUUUGUUUCGUCAAAAUCUUUGGUGGUUGCAUGUUCGCAUAACAAUAUUCCAGCGAGGACAUUGGAAUCUGAAACAUUUCAUGCUCCUGUUGAUGAAAAUUUUAUUUUGAAGAGUAAAUCACAAGAGAUCGAGCCAUAUUUAAAUGGGCGCUGUAUAUAUCUUGUUGGAAUGAUGGGAUCUGGGAAGACAACUGUGGGGAAGAUAUUGUCACAAGCGCUUUCUUAUGCGUUUUUUGAUAGUGAUGCAUUGGUGGAGGAGGAGGUUGAUGGAACAUCUGUAGCUGAUAUAUUCAAGCACUAUGGAGAGACAUUUUUUCGUACUAAGGAGACUGAGAUAUUGCGGAAGCUGUCAAUGAUGCAUAGAAAUGUUAUUUCUACCGGUGGAGGUGCUGUUGUGAGGCCCAUCAAUUGGAAAUAUAUGCACCAAGGAAUUAGUGUUUGGUUGGAUGUACCUGUAGAGGCAUUGGCUCAGAGAAUAACAGCCGUAGGAACUGAUUCUCGCCCACUUCUAAACUAUGAAUCGGGAGAUGCAUACACAAAGACUUUCAUGCGUUUGUCUGCCCUUUUUGAAGAAAGAAGUGAAGCGUAUGCAAAUGCCAACGCUCGGGUCUCCUUGGAAAAUAUGGUAGCAAAACUGGGUCAAAGAGAUGUGUCAGAUUUAUCUCCAACUGCUAUUGCAAUGGAGGCGCUAGAACAAAUCAAAGACUUUCUUAUGAGUGAAGAUGGUUGUUAAGCACGUUCUGGCAGAAUCUUCAAAACAAGCAUGUUUUGGUAAUGCAUAAUUCUCUCCCCAAAUUAAAAUGGAUAUGAGAAUGGCAGUGUGGUGUAUCCUUUUGUUUGGGAAAAUAAUUAUGCAUGCAGAUAUUCAGUGUUUAUGCGUAAUUUGUGUAAGCGUAAUUUGACGGCAUGCAGUGUUUGUAGUAAUGUGAAUUGGAAAAAUCAGUGUGCAUGCUUUAUUCGCUGAGUUUGCAAGACAAGGGGUGCUGGCUCAAAUCCAGCGUAAUAAACAAAACUUUAAUGAUUGACUUCA